UUUAUCCAGUUAUCUACUUCGAUGCAAUGAGAAACAGAUAAUGUUAUUAAUUUCUUCAAUUAUCUCCGUCUUCCCUCUUCCUCAUCCUUAACACAUAAUUUGAUAAUUCUAGUUCUGUAAGAUAAUUCUCUUUAAAAAACUAAGAAUAGUGUAUUAUUCAUAGUCGAUUUUUAUCACAAGACAAUUUUAAUAUUUCAUUUAUAACAUUUACAUACAUUUUUCAAAAUAUGUUGAAAUAUAUACAUAAGGAGGGGUCGAUGAAAAAUUUAUUUAUGCUAAAAAUGACGAAAAUUGGCUCAGAAAUGUGACGCGACAUAUAUACAGAAGAAAUGCCGAGGCACAACGUGUGUACGAAGAACGCGGCAUUGUUCACAAAAAUGUACUCUGCUCGUAGUCUAGCUUGCAUUCCUGUGCCGCGGUUUCGCGGCUGCUAUCGGUCCGCGAGCACUGCAAAAGAUCUGCAAGUUGGCCCCGUCGCGAACAGUCACGAGUCACGAGCUGUAAGAGGUUAUAUGUUUCGCUGAUGCAUGCGCGGUUGUCGAGUCACGUUGAACGUUGAACAGCUAAGCAGUCGUCAUGCCAGUCGGAGAUACACGUACGACUGUCAUUCGUCGUGACGUCGAUCUCCGUGUUGUCUCGGCGACGUUGACCUACUGAAAAUGUAAGUGUGAACGUGCGAUGCUCACGAUUGAUAAUAAAUAACAGUAAGCCGGAUUGUCGCUAUAUUAGCGAAUAACAUGAUGAAGGGGGUUCUUGUGUCGUCAACAAUGCCGCUCGCUCGUCGUGUGUUAUAUCUCGAUCUGUACGAUAUGAUAACCUAAACCUAAACCGUAAUGUGGCGAUGUUCAGAACGAUUAAGCUCUCGAUUCAAAGCUCGAGCUCCCCUGUCAUUGGACAUUUGCGACGAACGCGCGAGCGUCUCUCGCUCGUGCGAGAAAUCCCUAAAAAAACGCCGUUCGAAGACAAAAAAAAAGCCGAGAGAGAAACUGCUGUGACUCGGCAUUUUACGCGUCAUUCCGCGCGUUUCGGAAUCAUCUGUUGUCUGUCGACAUCUCGUCUCGACGCCGUUCGCGAAUAUCUGUCGUUAUCGAAUGAUCGCGAACAAUCGAGCUCGCUCGAAAGUCCACUCCGCUCUUCGCGCUUCCGCUCUUCGAGAAAACCGGGGGAUCGCGUUCCCUCUCCCAUCCUCCCAUCCCUCUCUCAAUGUUUGUCUCAUUCUCAUGCUUUUAUUAACAUCCCUUCGGCGAACAGUUCGCGCGAUAACGGCGGAGUAUAUGCUCGAGAAUAUUUACAUAUUUACUCGCGUGUAUUCGUUCGUCCGAGCGUGACAGAAUCUAACCUCUCGGCGUGACGUCUCUCGUCUCGUGUCGCCACGUUUCCGAGAGUUCCAUCUCCGUCUCGGUACUCUCGGCUUGUCUCGCACGUUCAGCUCUUUGACAUGCUUUCCGAGAGGAGAUUUUCGUUCUGAGAGGAAGGAGCGGGUGAUCCUCUUUUUUUUUUCCGUACCGAGAGGUGUCGAUCGAUCCGCGACAUCCCGGUGCGGCGGUCCUCGUGGUUCCGACGAUCCGUCGCCGCGAGGAGGCAUUUUUAUCUUUGAGGACUUCACUUUUUACCAACACGCAUACCACCACGUGAAUCCCACACGUGCCUGUCGUCCCCGCGAGGCUGAUGCCAUCCCGCGGAUGUCGCACGUGUGGCCGCGAAAGAGAGGGAGAUCGAGAUAAACAUGGUUAGUCACACGUAGUAUUAUUAUUUUUACUCUGCUACGGCGCGAGACGCCAGUAUCCUCUUUUUAGGUAUGUUUCUCGGCUUCAUACAUGGACCCGUAGCCGCCUGUAAAAAUCACGCCCGACCUACGCUCGGCCGAAAGAUAGGGACAGAAGCCGGGUAGAAUUGACCGUCUUGCCUGAUAAUCGCCUUGCCCGGGAAGGCGUUCGUUUCCAAAAGUCCCCGGGGCAAACAGACCGAGAAAGCGUUCCACAGAUGAGUGUGAUUUAGUGAUAAAACAGUUCAGAUAUCACAGUGACAUGUUCUGUUGGGGCAGUACUAUUCAUGGGGAGCUGGGUUUGGGUGGUAUUGAGGAUGAGAACAUCUUCAUACCACGGGAAGUGGAUUUUUUAGAGUCAAAGGAUGUUGAGGAAAUUGCUUGUGGGGAAAAUUAUACUGUAGUUGUGACGAAAAAUGGUCAAAUGUAUUCCUGCGGUAACAACGACUAUGGACAGCUUGGCCAUGAGAUGCCAAGGAAAAGGUUACAAUUGAUACCUGGCCUGGAUGCAUUUGUAUUCAAAACAAUAGCGUGCGGCAAUUGUCAUACUCUGGCUGUGAAUGAGUGGGGACAGCUUUUUAGUUGGGGUUGUAAUUUGAAUGGCCAACUAGGAUUAGAUACCGUCAUAAGUAUGGAGCGUGUUCCACGUAUGGUAAAGGCAUUGGGUACAAAUGUGAUAGUGCAGAUUGCGUGUGGCGUGGAACAUUCGAUUGCUCUGACUAAUGACGGAGAUCUGUACGCGUGGGGUAGCAAUAGAGAUGGACAAUUGGGAUUAGGAUCCGAUGCAUGUGCUGAGAUCAAGCCGAAAAGAAUUACCUCAUUAAAUGCCAUACCAAUUGCAUUUGUCGCAUGUGGCGGUUAUCACACUGUAGUUAUAUCAAAAUCGGGAGCAAUAUUUUCAUGGGGGAGAAACACCUUUGGACAACUAGGAUUAAAUGAUAGGAAGGUGAGAAAACUACCAUGCCAGUUGCGUACUUUGAGAAAUGCGAAAGUAUGUUAUGCGGCCUGCGGUGAGGAAUUCACGGUGUUCUUGACAAUGGACGGUGGAGUAUUUACAUGUGGUGCUGGAAUGUAUGGUCAAUUAGGUCACGGCAAUAAUACAAAUGAGAUUUUGCCACGACAAGUUAUGGAAUUGAUGGGUAGCACUGUAACGCAAAUAUCUUGUGGAAAAAAGCACACAUUGGCCUUAGUGCCGUCUAGAGGGAAAAUUUACGCAUGGGGUUUGGGAGGCGCUGGACAAUUAGGUAAUCGUGUCUCAGCGAGUGCUACGACGCCACAAGUCGUUCUAGGACCAUGGUCUUCGCCGAGUGGAUCGUCAGUGAUACUCGAUCUGCACCGUAACUCCCAAAUCGACUGUGUUGUUAGACAUAUCUUUAGUGGAGGCGAUCAUUGUUUUGCCACAAUUAGUCUGAAAAAAGAUAAUAUAGAACCAGUUGACUUAAGAAUAUUAGGACCGACUUCUCAAAUUCUUACAGUGACUGAGGAAAAACUAAGCGACUGUCAGAAAAUACUACCAGGUUCACCGAUUAAUCAUGAAUUAAUGACGUAUCUAGAAACUGUAUUCAAAAGUCAAGCUUGUAUAAACGCGUCCUUCUUACUCAGUAACGAGGCGCAUUAUGGAUGUUCGAGCAAGCAUCACGGGGUCGAUUUCGAUUACGCUAUCAAAUUAUUCGGAAUUAUCUCAGAACUGGACAACAAUACAAUUCAAGAACUGAUUUUUACAUGCGUAACUGAGAAUCUGAUACCAUCGUUUAGAGAUAAUCCACCUGAUGUAGAAUCCCUGAGAGUGUACUUAACGCUACCGCUAUACCAUCGCUUCGCGAAUUUGUCUAACUACAGUGCCUUGCAAACGCCAUUCAGCAAGGCAGUGUUCAACCUGAAACCCGAAGCAUGCAGAGUCGUAGGUCUGUGGUGGAGCAUAGCCCCGUCGUAUUAUUUUGAGAGACUUGUGAGAAUGUACAAGUCUGUAGUGCUGCACUUCGUAAAACAAUCGACGGCGGACAAGAUGGUUAUGUGGACUGAAAGCUUAGAGUAUGCUUUACGACUGUUAACGUUAUUGUAUAAGAUAAAUGUUACAAGUUCGCGAGAUAUACGAGUACCUUAUGAGACCUUCCACUUGCCAGAAUUGUCAGAAUAUGUAGAGAUUAGACGCGACUACCUCAAAUGGCUGACAGAAACUGAUCUGUCUUAUUAUCGUAAAAUAUAUUUCUGCAGUUAUCCUUUUUUGUUCGAUGCCGAGGCGAAAACCACGUUGCUCCAAACCGAUCAAUCUAUACAGAUGCAAUCCGCGAUGAAUGAAGCGAUGUCACGAGUUGUGAGAGAUUUGAUGCUGGGUACAGCUUUCUUAGAAUGUAACGCCCAGACUUAUAGUCAGUUUGUACAUUUACAUGUAUCACGGACUAACAUAGUCAACGAUACUCUGGAACAGUUGUCUAUGUACGAUUCUAAAGAGUUAAAGAGACCACUUAGAGUUAAAUUUCGCGAUGAAGAAGCUGAAGAUGUGGGUGGCGUGAGAAAAGAGUUUUUUAUGCUUCUUUUCGCGGAAAUUCUUGAUUUUAAAUACGGUAUGUUCAAAGAAUAUGAAGAGACGAGAACGAUUUGGUUCAACUCGGACUCGUUGGAGGACGAAAUUAUGUUUUCCCUGAUCGGUAUUCUCUGCGGCUUAGCUAUUUACAAUUUUGUAAUUAUCAACUUACCAUUUCCGCUGGCCUUGUAUAAGAAACUCUUGGGAGAAUCGGUUGGGUUAAAUGAUAUUAAGGGAAUGUCACCGACAAUAGCUAGAAGUUUAGAAAGUAUUCUUGAAUAUAACGAAUCGGACUUUGAAGAAGUAUUCUGCUUGAACUUCGGGAUAAGCAGGGAAGUAUUCGGCGAAAUAAAAAACUUCGAAUUGAUACCCGAUGGUAAUACAGUUCCUGUAACAUUAAAAAAUAAGCAACAGUACGUGGACCUUUACGUGGACUAUAUAUUGAACAAGUCAGUAGAGAUGCAGUUCAAAGCGUUUUACAAAGGUUUUCAUGAUGUAUGUGGUGGAAGGAUGUUGGAGCUGUUUCACAGUCAUGAACUGAUGUCGCUUCUGAUCGGCAAUGAAAAUUAUGAUUGGGAAGAAUUGGAGAGGAAUGCCGAUUACAAGGAGGGCUAUAGCAAAAACGAUCCAACCAUUGUACUCUUUUGGCAGGUCUUCCACGAAUUGCCCUUGGAAGAAAAAAAGAAAUUUCUGCUUUUCUUAACGGGUAGCGACAGAAUUCCUAUACAGGGCAUGAAAGCUAUAAAAAUAACGAUUCAGCCAAUGACUGACGAACGUUUCCUACCGGCCGCGCAUACGUGUUUUAAUCUGCUUGAUCUGCCACGUUAUCAAACUCGUGAAAGAUUGAAAUAUAAAUUGCUGCAAGCUAUCCAACAAAAUCAAGGAUUCUCGCUUGUGUGAACUGAUGAUCGCGACACGCCUUUCUUAUGACUCGUAAUGUACGAUAGCUUUAUUUGUGACACAAAUUUAACAAAGACGCAAAAUAAUCACGAAAAGUAAUGAGUUCUCCAAAGCAAUGUUAAUAUCGCGCAUGAUUCGUCUGUGCGUCUCUCGUUUCGGCUUUUUUAGUUUAAAAUUAGAAAAAAAGAAAAA
Molecule: messenger RNA, 5381 nt
Organism: Monomorium pharaonis (pharaoh ant)
Lineage: Eukaryota; Metazoa; Arthropoda; Insecta; Hymenoptera; Formicidae
Gene: Herc4
Product: probable E3 ubiquitin-protein ligase HERC4
Exons: 18
Coding region: 2028-5189 (1053 amino acids)
Biological process (GO): protein ubiquitination; ubiquitin-dependent protein catabolic process
Molecular function (GO): ubiquitin protein ligase activity
Source: RefSeq, a predicted model, not a curated record